This is a messenger RNA of Penicillium cataractarum, 993 nucleotides long. Its product is annotated as 18S rRNA pseudouridine methyltransferase. NCBI's taxonomy places the organism in Eukaryota, Fungi, Ascomycota, Eurotiomycetes, Eurotiales, Aspergillaceae. The transcript is spliced from 2 exons. Gene Ontology annotation, molecular function: rRNA binding; rRNA (pseudouridine) methyltransferase activity. Bases 1 to 993 code for a protein of 330 amino acids. The record is from RefSeq and is a predicted model, not a curated record. Gene Ontology annotation, biological process: rRNA base methylation. Gene Ontology annotation, cellular component: small-subunit processome; nucleolus.
AUGGACUCUGCCAGUCAGAUCCUUCAGGCAGACCCUACAGACUCGCACAAGCUAGCUUCGAAGCAAGAUGAAGCCGAGCCUGUGCAACUGAGUCCGUCGAAACUUUUUGCCGCGGCUAUUCCAUUCCAGCCCGGCCAGCAGCAACACCAUCACCUCCAGCAGCGGCCGCAGCAGUCAUCUCCUCCUUCUCCUCCUCAUGCCCGGAAGGUCCAGCCCGCAGGCGCAAGUGUGCAACCCGCUAACGACAUACACUUGCCAGGGACCCAGUCGUGCCCGCCGCCCGAGCUCCCGCAACUCGUGGCCGAGCAGCAUGCGCCUAUUCCGUCGCACGACAAGGACACCCAGCGUUUGAUCGUGAUCCUCUCAAAUGCCAGUCUGGAGACCUACCGGGCCUCUAGCGGACGUGCUGGAGCCAAGGAUGAGAAAUAUUCUCUGUUGAACAGUGACGAGCACAUUGGUAUCAUGCGUAAGAUGAACCGGGAUAUCAGCGAGGCUCGUCCGGAUAUCACCCACCAGUGCCUUCUCACCCUCCUCGAUUCCCCCGUCAACAAGGCCGGCCGCCUGCAAAUUUUCAUCCACACCGCCAAGGGUGUCCUCAUCGAAGUUAACCCCUCCGUGCGCAUUCCCCGUACAUUCAAGCGUUUCGCCGGUCUGAUGGUUCAAUUGCUGCACCGCCUGUCCAUUCGCUCGACCAACUCCCAAGAGAAGCUGCUCAAGGUUAUCAAGAACCCUAUCACCGACCACCUGCCCCCGAAUUGCCGUAAGGUGACCAUGAGUUUCGAGGCCCCCGUCGUCCGUACCAAGGACUACAUCGAGUCCCUGGGUCCUCGCGAGAGUAUCGCCAUUUUCGUCGGUGCCAUGGCCAAGGGUCACGAUGACUUUGCCGACUCCUUCAAGGACGAUACCAUCUCCAUCAGUAACUACAGUCUGAGUGCCAGUGUGGCUUGCAGCAAGUUCUGCCACGCCGCCGAGGAGGUGUGGGAUAUUCUGUGA